This is a messenger RNA of Penicillium lagena, 1035 nucleotides long. RefSeq names its product MDR family NADP-dependent oxidoreductase. The transcript has a single exon. NCBI's taxonomy places the organism in Eukaryota, Fungi, Ascomycota, Eurotiomycetes, Eurotiales, Aspergillaceae. The coding region runs from base 1 to 1035 and encodes 344 amino acids. The record is from RefSeq and is a predicted model, not a curated record. Gene Ontology annotation, molecular function: oxidoreductase activity, acting on the CH-CH group of donors, NAD or NADP as acceptor.
AUGACUUCCAACAAAGCGUUCGUCUUCAAAAAAGUCCCUGAGGGCUACCCCGUCGCGGGGGAGCACCUCGUCACCGAGCCGGCCGCCUAUGACGCCACCGUCGCCGCGCCCGCCGACGGCGUCGUGCUGCAGUCGCUGUACACCAGUCUCGACCCCUACAUGCGUGGCCGCAUGCGCGCGCCCGAAGUGAAGUCCUACUCGCCGCCCUUCACUCUCAACGAGCCGGUGACCAGUCGGAGCAUCGCCAAGGUCGUGCGCUCGAACAAUUCCAAGUUCCCCGAGGGUGAAGUCGUCAUUGGAUUCUUGCCCGUCCAGGAAUACGUUGCGCUGCCUGGCGAGCAGCUUGGCACCAUCAGCAAGCUGGAGAACCCGCUUGGCAUCGAAGACAUCCGUGUGUUCCUAGGUGCGCUCGGUAUGCCCGGCCUGACGGCGUACUCAUCGCUGUACGAAAUUGGCAAGCCGAAGAAGGGCGAGACGAUCUUUGUGUCUGCCGCCAGUGGAGCCGUGGGCGCCCUGGUCGGUCAAUUGGCCAAGCACGAGGGUCUGCGCGUGGUUGGAUCUGUGGGCUCCGACGAGAAGCUCGACUUUAUCACCAAGGAGCUGGGCUUCGAUGGCGGAUUCAACUACAAGAAGGAAAAGCCUGCCGAUGCUCUAGCGCGCCUUGCUCCCGAGGGAAUCGACAUCUACUACGAGAACGUCGGCGGCGAGCACCUCGAGGCCGCGCUGAAUGCCAUCAACAACUUCGGCCGUGUGGUUGUGUGCGGUAUGAUCUCGCAGUACAAUUCGGCCCCAUACCCGAUCACGAAUAUCGCCAACGUUCUGACCAAGCGCCUGGAUAUGCGCGGGUUUAUUGUCGGCGAUGCCAACAUGGGUCCCCUGUACGCUAAGGAGCAUCAGGAGAAGGUGCAGAAGUGGAUCAAGGAUGGAUCGUUCAAGGCUCUCACAUAUGAGACUGUGGGCAUUGACAAUGCUAGCGAGGCCUUGAUUGGGCUCUUCUAUGGCAAGAACUAUGGCAAGGCUGUGCUGAAGUUCUAG